UCAGGGUGUUGUAGAGAAGAGAGAAGCCUGCAAACUGUGAAGAGCAUUAUGGAGUUUUUUGUGACACUGCUCCUGGCAGGGCUAAUAGGUCUGCUUUGGUUCCUCUUUGUUAAAGACAAUUCAAAGUAUCGUCUGCCACCUGGACCCAAUGCAUUGCCUCUCAUAGGAAACUUGCUGCAAAUAAACAAGAAUGCACCUUUUAAAAGCUUCCUGGAGUUCAGUAAGACCUAUGGACCUGUGAUAACCGUAUACCUAGGCUGGCAGCGGAUUGUUGUUCUGGUAGGAUAUGAUACAGUGAAAGAAGCCUUGGUGGACCAAGCAGAUGACUUCACAGGCAGAGCCCCUCUGCCAUUUUUGUACAAAGCCACCAGAGGGUUCGGUAUUGGGAUCAGUAAUGGGGACCGCUGGCGCCAGCUGCGGCGUUUUAGUUUGACAACUUUACGAGAUUUCGGGAUGGGACGUAAAGGAAUGGAGGAGUGGAUCCAAGAAGAAAGCAAACAUCUCAGAGCUCGCAUACGCAAGUUCAAAGGCAAACCGUUUGAUCCCACAAUCCUGCUGAGCCGCACCGUGUCAAACAUUGUCUGCUGCCUGGUGUUUGGCCAGCGCUUCAGUUAUGAAGACAAGCAGUUUCUGAACCUUCUCAGUGUCAUAUCUAACAUCGUCAGGUUCAAUAGCAGCCCUAUGGGUAUGAUGUACAACAUCUUCCCCUGGGCCAUGGAACAGCUUCCUGGCCAGCACCACACCGUCUUUGCUAGGAUCGAAGAGAUCAGAGAUUUCAUCCGGAUCAAAAUCCAAGAGCACAGAGAGACGGUGGAUCCCAGCUCACCGAGAGAUUUUAUCGACUGCUUCCUCUUUCGAGCUCAUCAGGAAAAGGAUAAUCCCUCCACUGAGUUCCACUAUGACAACCUGUUUGCAACAGUGAUGAAUUUAUUCAUAGCAGGAACAGAAACCACCAGCUCCACCAUCAGAUAUGCUCUCAGUGUGCUGAUCAAGCACAAGAACAUACAGGAAAGAAUGCAGAAGGAGAUUGACACUGUGAUUGGAAGAGAGCGAUGUCCCAGCAUGGAAGAACGGAAAUCCCUCCCGUUCUCAGAUGCCGUCAUUCAUGAGGUUCAGCGUUUCCUGGACAUGGUCCCCUUUAGUCUCCCUCACUACGCUCUGGAGGACAUCUCAUUUAGGGGUUACACGAUCCCCAAGGGAACGUCAAUUAUACCCAUGCUGCACUCAGUCCUUAAAGAUGAGAAGCAAUGGGCGGAUCCCCAUUCCUUCGACCCUCAGCAUUUUCUAGACCAGAAUGGCAACUUUAAGAAAAACCCAGCAUUCCUCCCUUUUUCUGCAGGGAAAAGAGCUUGUGUCGGUGAGUCUCUCGCUCGUAUGGAGCUUUUUAUCUUCUUAGUGGCGCUCCUGCAGGACUUCACCUUUUCCUGUCCUGGAGGUCCCGACAGUAUUAACCUCAUUCCAGAGUACAGCAGCUUUGCCAACUUGCCACGUUGUUACAAUAUCAUUGCAACACCUCGUUGAAAGGGAAAAGCCGCUUUGGGAAAGCCUGGCAAGGGUUCAGAGGCAGUCAUGUUAUUGUUCAGUGUGACCCCUAAAUUAAUCCAGAACAAAGAUCAGAAUAUUCAAAGCACAACAUUCACUUUCAACAUAGUUUUGACCCCUGUUUUAUAUGUGUAUUUUUUUAUGUUUUUUGUUUUGUGUUAAAUUGUUGCCUGAUAAACCAAAUCUAAAUGUCAGUGUGAACAUUUAUUUGAGAAUAAAGCUAUACCAGUACCAUUCUUUA
Molecule: messenger RNA, 1783 nt
Organism: Girardinichthys multiradiatus
Lineage: Eukaryota; Metazoa; Chordata; Actinopteri; Cyprinodontiformes; Goodeidae
Product: cytochrome P450 2G1-like
Exons: 9
Coding region: 49-1521 (490 amino acids)
Biological process (GO): xenobiotic metabolic process
Cellular component (GO): intracellular membrane-bounded organelle; cytoplasm
Molecular function (GO): heme binding; iron ion binding; oxidoreductase activity, acting on paired donors, with incorporation or reduction of molecular oxygen, reduced flavin or flavoprotein as one donor, and incorporation of one atom of oxygen
Source: RefSeq, a predicted model, not a curated record